UGUACCAGGCGCUCCAAGACCCCAGGCCCCAUGGCGCAGAAGCCCAUCAGCAGGGCCGCGGCCGAGCGCAUGAACCUUGUGGCCCAGGACGAGAUCUGGAAGUACCGCCUGAAGGCUGAAAACGAAGCACAGCAAAACUGGGCCCCGAACUGGGGAUUUUUAACAACCCCCCUCGAGGAGCUGAUCAAGUGUGAAGAAGAGCCCGCCACCCCAAAGCCCAAAAUCGAGCUUCCCGAGCGCUUCCGCAUCCGGCCAGUGACCCCAGUGGAGAAAUACAUCAAGGUGCUUCCAUCCCCCCCAGUCCCAAAGACGACCCAGGGCUUCAUCGGCUGGAGAUCCGGGGUGCCGGGCCUGAACAAGUGGCUGGAGCACGAUUAUGAGAUCAGAAGCUGCAAAGGGGCGUAUGCCAAGGAGCUAAACUGGCCAAAGCAAGGUGUCCACUGAGUCCAGACAGAGACCCCGGUCCCUGGGGCAAG
Molecule: messenger RNA, 476 nt
Organism: Balaenoptera acutorostrata (minke whale)
Lineage: Eukaryota; Metazoa; Chordata; Mammalia; Artiodactyla; Balaenopteridae
Gene: CIMIP1
Product: ciliary microtubule inner protein 1
Exons: 4
Coding region: 31-444 (137 amino acids)
Source: RefSeq, a predicted model, not a curated record